ACCAAAGUUGAGACCAAAAACAAUUAAGGAUCCCAAUGGAAGUGUGUCCACUACCGGCGGUGCGAUUUCCGGCCAGUUCACUCCGGUACCGGCCAAGUUCCUUCCGAGCCACAAAGUUACAACUUUGUUAUGCAUCAUCUUCAUCUACAAAAGAAAUUCCUCCUUUUGGCCAUGAAGAAAGAAACAUUAAUGAGAAACAAAUGAUGUUUAUAAUGGGCCUGGGUUUUGUUGGUGAAUUUGUUGCUAAAAAUCUCAUUAAUCAAGGAUGGGAUGUAUCUGGAACAUGUACAAGUGUUGCCAAGAUGGAUAGAUUAAAGAAAUUGGGAUUAAAUCUUCAUCUUUUCGAUGCUAAUCAUCCCAAGCUUGAAGUUUUAGAUAUCAUGAAUGAACAUACGCACCUCCUUGUUUCCAUCCCUCCUUGUAAGGAUAUUGGCGAUCCGAUGCUUCAACAUGCUGAACUUUUAAGAAGGAAGCUAGGCAAUGAAAGACUUCAAUGGCUAUGUUAUCUUUCAACAACAGGUGUUUAUGGUGAUUGUGGUGGUGCAUGGGUAGAUGAAAAUUAUCAACCAAACCCUCCAAGUGAGUUAGCUAAACUGAGGUUGGCUGCUGAAGAAGGAUGGUUAACUUUAGGACGUGAACUUGGGCUAGCAGCACAUGUAUUUCGGCUUGGAGGUAUCUACGGUCCUGGCAGAAGUGCUAUUGAUACCAUUAUUAAACGGGGGCCUUUAUCUGAUGCUCAGAGUGUUAGAUCAUUCAAGAAAUACACAUCGCGUGUUCAUGUUGCUGAUAUCUGCAAUGCUUUAAAUGCAAGCAUUCAGAAUCCAUUUCCUGGGAGAAUUUACAACAUUGUGGAUGACGACCCUGCCCCACGAACUGAAGUGUUUUCGUAUGCUCAUAAACUUUAUAGUGAGAAGUGGCCAUCUCAGAUCAAGAAUGUGGUGUCCCCAGCUCCAGUUACAAACAAAUCAUCUACUAAAGUGGGAAGAUUAAAGGGAGAUAAACGUGUGGUGAAUGAGCGCAUGAAGAAAGAACUUGGAGUGAGGUUGAUCCAUCCCAGUUAUAGGUCUGGAUUGCAGAGCAUUUGUGACCAGAUGCAUGAUUUUCCCACUUUAAGUCCAGGUGAAUAGUCUUUUUCUGGUCUCUAGAAUUCUCAUUGUAGUCACCAACCAGCAAAAGGGAGAAUUAUUUAAUGCAAGUUACAUAAAUUCUAUCCAUUAGAUUUUGUUCAUCACUGAACUAGAUCAACCUCUAAAUGGUGACUAAGAUCCUUGCAGAUGA
Erigeron canadensis is the source of this 1278-nucleotide messenger RNA. Its product is annotated as protein YeeZ. Bases 36 to 1127 code for a protein of 363 amino acids. The transcript is spliced from 8 exons. The record is from RefSeq and is a predicted model, not a curated record. NCBI's taxonomy places the organism in Eukaryota, Viridiplantae, Streptophyta, Magnoliopsida, Asterales, Asteraceae.